AUGUCACAGAAAAACAAGCUCAACUUCGUGGCUGAAGCUCAGAUCUGGAAGGAUCACAUUGAAACAGAACAAGAAGCCGCACGGAGAUGGCCCAAGCGAUGGGGGUUUCUACUAACACCAGCUGAAGAGUUGAUGAAAGAUGAAAAGAAACAACCUGCUAAGCCUAAAAUCCCACUUCCAGAACAUUUACAAAUCCGACCUGUGACACCAGUGGAAAAAUAUAUUAAGAUCAGUCCAUCUCCACCUGUCCCUCAAACGACCCAAGGGUUUAUCGGCUGGAGAUCAACAGUACCCGGACUAGAACUGGAACACUAUUAUCAGAUCAGAAGCUGCAAAGGGGCCUUUUACAAAGACCUGAAAUGGCCAAAUGAACCCACUGAUUGA
Molecule: messenger RNA, 384 nt
Organism: Varanus komodoensis (Komodo dragon)
Lineage: Eukaryota; Metazoa; Chordata; Lepidosauria; Squamata; Varanidae
Gene: CIMIP1
Product: chromosome unknown C20orf85 homolog
Exons: 4
Coding region: 1-384 (127 amino acids)
Source: RefSeq, a predicted model, not a curated record